AUCCAAAAACAAGAACCAAGAUGAAAUCCUUAGAACAAGACAAGAAACAUAGGACAAGAACAAAAACGACAUGUCGUCCAAUUCAGCGGAGGAUUCAAUGAAAAGGUCCCACAAAGGAAACACAGCUAAAACCUCUGACCUGCGGCCAUGGCUGUUUGGUCUCUCAAACAUGGCAGCCACAAUCACAGAACUAAUCCUCUUUUUCACACUCUGUUUUAGUUUUACCACAGUUAAGAGCGUCCCAAACACAAACGCAAGGAGCGUCCUCUGCAACUCCGGCGAGUACACCGGCGGCGACCCUUUCGCCAUCAGCCUAGCUUAUGUUCUUCAAGAGCUCCAGAACGAGACGCCGGCCAGACACAACUACGAUUACUACAACAUUUCUCCUUACCCCAACGCCUUCGCCUACGGCCAUGCCACCUGCAACACAAAUCUCACCACCCCAGAUUGCACAACUUGCCUGGGAGCCGCCAACGCCACCGUCACCGCCACCUGCAGCCGCCGCAUCGGCGGCCGUGCCCUCCUCUUUGACUGCUCCAUCAGGUAUGAGCAGUACCCUUUUAAGGAAUGAUACAGGUUUGUCUCUGGUUUUCCAGUUUACACCAGACUAAUUCAGUCGAUGUUGUUCCCAUAAUCCCAUAUGUUUUCUUUCAGUUAUUGUGUUUGAUUUUCUAUCAUCAACUUGUUCAAUGUAGAACCACCAUUCAAUAAUAAUGACAAUAAUUUGCAGUGAAA
Molecule: messenger RNA, 735 nt
Organism: Ipomoea nil (Japanese morning glory)
Lineage: Eukaryota; Viridiplantae; Streptophyta; Magnoliopsida; Solanales; Convolvulaceae
Product: antifungal protein ginkbilobin-2-like
Exons: 2
Coding region: 71-571 (166 amino acids)
Cellular component (GO): plasmodesma
Source: RefSeq, a predicted model, not a curated record